UAAAUAAUAACAACAAAAAUUGAUAAGAGGGAUCAAAAAAUAGAAUUUUCAUAGAUAAGCCAAUAGAUUUUUUGUUUAAUUUUUGGUUGAUUUGAAACUUUUGUGCCUUUAAAUUCUAAAAAAAUGUUCAAUCCAGAAGAUCACGGACUUGAGGCGGACUUUCGUCUCACUAAAUUUUCAACUUUACGAGGGUGAGGUUGCAAAGUGCCUCAAAACGUUCUCGAUAAAUAUCUGAAUGUUUUGGGGCAGGAUGAUGCUCUCGUAGCCGCUCAUCAACCAAAACCCUCAACUGACUCGAAAAAAAUCGGCAUUGGAAUGGAUUCGGCAGUCAUUCCCUUAUCACGUCACCAAAAUUUAUUUCUCGUUCAAACUGUCGACUUUUUCUACCCAUUAAUUGACGAUCCCUACAUGAUGGGAAAAAUCGCCUUUGCCAAUGUCGUUUCCGACGUAUAUGCCACCGGCGUGUCUUCCAUCGAUAAAAUCAAAAUGAUCAUCUCCGCUCCCACGGAAUUCACGGAGAAACAACGAGAUGUCGUCAUUCCGUUGCUAAUUAAGGGAUUUCACGAUUCCGCAGCUUCGAUAAAAGCCACAAUUGACAUUGAUUGGAUGGCUGUGAACCCGUGGUGCAUGAUUGGAGGCAUCGCAACCAGCAUUUGUCACGAAUCUGAGAUAAUUUUUCCCACAGAAGCGGAAGACGGGGAUGUUUUGGUACUUACAAAGCCUUUGGGAACGCAAUUGGCGACAAAUUCUUACAUCUGGCACAAAGAAAAAAGCUCGGAAUGGCAAAAAUUAGAAGAAAAUGGAGUUACAGUGCAAGAAAUUACCGAAAUGUAUGAAGCAGCUAUCCGUUCAAUGGCUUUUUUGAAUAAAACAGCAGCAGAUUUGAUGCACAAGUAUAACGGGCAUGCCGCUACCGACGUAACAGGCUUCGGGCUUUUAGGACAUGCGAAUAAUUUGGCACUUUUUCAAUCCAAAGACGUUUCUUUUGAGAUUCACACGUUGCCAAUUAUCUCAGGUGUGAUGAAAAUCGCUCAAAUUCUGGGACGAGACACAAAAUUACGUGCUGGAAAGGCAGUUGAGACAUCUGGAGGGUUAUUAAUCGCAAUGCCAGAGAGCGAUGCAGCUAAAUUUGCCGAAGAAUUUGAACAAUUAACGGAUUUUAAGGCAUUUGUCGUUGGAAAAGUCAUCAAAGGUGAUAAAAAAGCAAUUAUGAGUGAGAAAAUUACAAUUAUUGAUGUCUAAAUUUAAGAUUUUAAAAGCAUUUGAGGAUUUUUAAUGAAAAAUUUUUGAAGCGUAUGACUCGGGUGUCAUAAAAAACGCGAGUUUGGGACACUUGACGAUGUUUUCUUCUAAAAAUUGUUCAUUAAAGGUCUUAAAAUCAACUUUUCAUGCAAAAUAUAAUGAAAAAUAUUUUUUAAAUAA
Culicoides brevitarsis is the source of this 1422-nucleotide messenger RNA. RefSeq names its product selenide, water dikinase 2-like. Gene Ontology annotation, cellular component: cytoplasm. Gene Ontology annotation, molecular function: selenide, water dikinase activity; ATP binding. The record is from RefSeq and is a predicted model, not a curated record. Gene Ontology annotation, biological process: L-selenocysteine biosynthetic process. The transcript has 2 exons. NCBI's taxonomy places the organism in Eukaryota, Metazoa, Arthropoda, Insecta, Diptera, Ceratopogonidae.